Messenger RNA from Diaporthe batatas, 5896 nucleotides. RefSeq lists its product as uncharacterized. The record is from RefSeq and is a predicted model, not a curated record. The coding region runs from base 1 to 4749 and encodes 1582 amino acids. Gene Ontology annotation, cellular component: intracellular membrane-bounded organelle. Gene Ontology annotation, molecular function: phosphatidylinositol binding; tRNA (guanine(46)-N7)-methyltransferase activity. Gene Ontology annotation, biological process: tRNA modification. The transcript is spliced from 6 exons. Lineage: Eukaryota; Fungi; Ascomycota; Sordariomycetes; Diaporthales; Diaporthaceae.
AUGGCGGGCACAGCAGCCAAGCGCCAAAAGCGCGAGGCAUACCGCUCGCAGCAUCGAGCAGAUGAAGACUCAACGGACUUGCCUAGGAAAAAGUUCUACCGCCAGAGGGCUCAUGCGAACCCUUUCUCAGAUCACAGGCUCGUCUACCCUGCGAGCCCAGCCCUCAUGGACUGGUCGGCGAUGUACCCGGCGUAUGUUGCUGAAGGCCAGGACAACGAGGCCACCGAGGUUGUGACGCAGCAGGGCGGACAGAAUGUGAGGGCAGUCAUCAAGCCGAGAAGCUUGACCAAGGACGUCGAGGUCGCGGAUAUAGGGUGCGGUUUUGGAGGGCUGCUAGUAGCCCUUGCACCCGUCAUGCCGGACACUCUGUGCCUAGGCCUCGAGAUCAGGGCUCAGGUCACCGACUACGUCGAGGACAAGAUCAGAGCCCUGCGCAACCAGAGCAGACAGAAGGGCAGCAAUGUCUACCAGAACAUUGCCUGCCUUCGCGCCAACACCAUGAAGUUCCUCCCAAAUUUCUUCAAGAAGUCGCAGCUGUCCAAGAUCUUCAUCUGUUUCCCAGACCCGCACUUCAAGGCCAAGAAACACAAGGCGCGGAUUGUUUCUACACAGCUGAACUCGGAGUACGCAUACGUAUUAAGACCCGGCGGCAUCGUGUACACGAUCACCGACGUCAAGGACCUGCACGAGUGGAUGGUGUCGCACUUUGAGGCACAUCCUGCCUUCGAGAGAGUCUCGGAGGAAGAUCAGGAGAAUGACAAGUGUGUUGCUGUCAUGAGGACCGAGACAGAAGAGGGGAAGAAGGUUGAGAGGAACCAGGGACUCAAGUUUCCAUCUCAAAUGCUGAUUGAUGUACAGUGUGUUCGGCACGUGCACACGGUCCCUCCCGCACCUCCUCCGGCCAGGGGAACGCCCCCGAGGCCCGCUUUCCCCCACGACGCGUCGGAUCAUGCGGCGGCUCUCACAGACUGGCUCUUCGGUGAAUGGACUAUGGCCCUGAAGGGGAGAGAUGUGAUUCUUGCUGGUAUUGCAAGUUUCAUCGCCUGGGGCUAUGCCACCCACUGGCUCCCCGCCAUCCGCUGGGCUGGCCAUGCCUUUAUCACCGGCUUCCUGACCUCCCUACUCCUCCUGCUCGCCGUCACCUUGCUGCUGUCCAAGGGCCUCGUCCACAAGAACCGAAGACCGACCCCCCGCCCACAUGGCCCCAAGUUCCUCGGCCGACAACAAUGGAGCAGCGAGCUCUCGGCGCUGCGAAAGCGACAGUCGUACGAGAAGAAGCCCGUCUGCGCCUCCACCAAGAUCUCCCAAGCCCUCGACGACGUCCUCGACCUGAUCACGCGCGACUUUGUGUGGUCCUGGUUCUCAAAGAUAAGCGAGAACAUUGUAUUUAGGAACGAGGUGGACAAUGCCAUACGAUGCGCGAUCGACGAGUUGAGGGAACGGCUGUGCACGCUGGACCUGCCGGAGGUCCUCACCACCAGGAUUGUCCCUAUCAUGACGGCGCAUUUCCAUGACUUCAACGAAGCUGAGAGGGCCAUCCGUGGCCAUAAGCUCAAUCGGUCUGUGACUGAAUCAGAAGAGCUCGAUCUGGCCAUUGCAUCGAGAUACAGAGAUGGGAAGAUCCACCCGGCCGCCAGCCUGUCGUACUCUGAUCUCAAGCUUACACAGCAAGACUAUCUCCGGCAGACCGCUACCAAGGUCCUCCCUCAUGUGCUGCCGGACAGUAUCAUCAGCAGUCGAGCUGUUUCAAGUCUCAUCCGAGAGAUUGUCGCCUGCGCUGUCCUAUUCCCUGUCCUGCAACUUUUGUCCGACCCUGAUACCUGGAACCAGCUGAUGGAGAACUACGGGCGAGGCAUGCUGCAAGACCGCUCCACGGUCAGGAAACUUCGCGCAGCUCUGGACCAACACGCACCCUCCCCCAAGCCCGGGAGGCCGCCGCAGUUCCCGCGCUUGGCGCCCGGCGACAGCGAGAGGAGAUUCGAAAGAUUCAUCAGGACCGUCCGGAAGGUAAACAACUUAUCGGACGCCAGACGCUUCAGAAGCGAGGUAACAAGCCAGCUCAAAAGAGACUCACAAGAGGAAGGGCAGGACCCCGUCUAUCUUCGCCGUCUGGAUAUGGGAAAGAGACUAUUGGACCAGAGGGUGCAGUAUCUAGCUGCUGGCGGAGACAAGAGGGGGAUGACUUUCUCCGCGGAUCUGGGUUCCAACACGCCGACAGAGUCAAGACUGGAGAAUGCCUCGCUUGCUGAGCUCUUACGCGAUGCUUCAGGGCUUUCUUAUUUCAUGGAGUACAUGGACAGGCAGCGGCUGAUGAGCCUGGUGCAAUUUUGGCUCGUCGUUGACGGCUUUCGCAAUCCUCUUGAGGAAUUCCACGACGACGACACUCUUCCCCUCACUUUGCCACCCUGGACCGAAUCAGACAGGCUGGACCUCGCCCAGAUAGAGCAGGCGUACCUGUCCAAACCAGAGCUGAAGGUUCCGGACCCGUCCAAGCGCACGGUGCGAGAAUUCCUCGAAGCCAGAAAGAAGGCUACCCCGGAACAAUUCUACAGGGCGCGGCGAGCGAUACUGCGUGCCCAGAAUGCCGUAUUGGAGGAAAUGCAAUCGAGGUAUUUCCCAAGCUUCAAGAAAUCGGACCUAUGGUACAAGUGCCUCGCGGCGGAGGAGGCUUCUCAAAACAAGACUCAGCCGGUUGGUAGGCUCUCUGGAGAGCUCAAGUCGCCUCCUAUGAACAGGACUGUCAGCGCCUUUGCCGGCAAGCCAAAUCCAUUAUCUCGGCUUGGUCCGAAGCUAGGUACAAAGCUACAGGGCCGGCGAGCUGAAUCUUCUUCGGACCUGAGGUCAUCCAAUGGUAGUCUCGCUCCCUUGGAUGUUGCGGUGGAACCGCGAAGAUCGACAGAAGCUCGCAGAUCUCUGGAUGCCAGGCGAUCUUAUGACAACAACUCUCCGAACCCCCUCUUUGACGACGAAGAUUUCGAGCAUGACGGGCUUGGAGAAAGCAUCACAAGUCUAGACCAGCACACCGGCCCACAGCCACCUGACAAGAAGGUGGUCGCGGCCAUGGAGGCGGCUUUGAGCAACAUCUUGGAAGAUACCCCACCGGCUACCUCGGAAGACUUAAGGAAGUCUCUGUUUGGAGAGGGCGAUACAGACUCACUCCUAUUUUCCGACCAGGACGCCAACUCUAAACGUGGUUCUGUCGACUCUGGUCGUCCCGGCAAAGAGCCGGAGAAGCCCAGUCUCUCGUCCCUUGGGCUCGUCAGUGCUCAUUCUCGCAUUGGCGUUUUCGUAGACGACGACCUUUUUGGCGACGAGAACAAAUACCUAUCGGACGAGCGUGACGACGAGGAAGAACUCGAGAAAGAUGACGACGUGGGUGACAUCCAUGAAGCUGCACCAGGAGACCUUGGCUUGGCUGAAGCAGUCACCGUACUCACCACUGAUAUCGAUCGGCUCGAGGCGCAAAACGCUGUCAUCGACUCGCUACUGAAGAAGGCGGAACUGACCAACAACAUGGCGGAAUUGAGGAUCUUGCGCAAGUCCAAGGCCAGUCUGGAAAGAGAGAUACGGCGGAAAGAGCUGCAAAGACAGCAAUACGUCGUCCAGGAAAGCGAUAACAGCUUGUAUGGCCGGUCCAUGAUAAGGAUCAAAGGGAUACAGGUUGGGCACGAAGACGAUGGCAAGGAAUUUGCAAUCUACGUUAUCGAGGUCUCUCGUAAUGCGGGGGAAAAGAUGCCCGCGGCGUCCUGGAUGAUAUCGCGCCGGUACAGCGAGUUUCAUGAGCUCCACCAGAGACUACGGUCAAAAUACCCGUCCGUCCGUAGCCUCGACUUCCCCAGGAGGCGCGUCGUUAUGAAGCUCCAGUCGGACUUCCUCCAAAAGCGACGGCAGGCGCUGGAGAAAUACCUGCGGGAGCUUCUGCUCCUCCCAGACGUAUGCCGGAGUCGGGAGCUACGGGCGUUCCUCUCGCAGAGCGUCAUCAUGCAGGAUCUCGCCGAGAGCCACGAGCACAACAGAAGGGACAUGAUCACACGGCUGUACGAUUCCGUGACGGACGGCAUGGAGGACAUACUGGGCAGCAUACCGGUGUUGGACCAGCUGUCUGUCGCGGGGCAAAACCUCAUCGCGGCGGCCACGAGCCAGAUGAACACGAUGGGGCCCGGACUACAGGGCGUGAACGGCAUCAUCGACCCAGCGGCCAACAGCUCGGAUGCGGCCACGGCCGCGGAGGCGGAGGCGGAGCUGAACGCGUUUGAGGCAGAAAUGGAGGGCAAGGAGCAGGCGGACGUAGAGCCGUUCGUCAAGCCGAUCUGCGACAUCUUUCUCGAGGUAUUCGAGCUCAACCGCGGCAACAACUGGCUGCGGGGGCGGGCGGUCGUGGUGGUGCUGCACCAGCUACUAGGUGGGACGAUCGAGCGGAAGCUGCGCGACAACGUGCGCGUUCUCGUCAACGAGGAUGCGGUGGCGCGGUAUGUGGCGCUACUACGGGACAGCCUGUGGCCUGAUGGGGGGCCGUUUGGGGCUGGCAGGAAGACGCGCACCAGGGGCGAGAAAACCAGGACGCGGACCGAGGCCAGUCUCAUGCUGGCGACGCUGGUGCCCGACAUGGUGGGGAGCGUCGUGGGGCGGGUAAAUGCGCAGGCGGCGAGCAGGAGGAUCUUUGCGACCCUGAACAACGAGAGGCUGAAUGCGCACCUUGCGUUUACGAUUAUGGACGAAAUUAUCGAUAUACUCUUUAAUGAGAAGUAGAAUGGUCGGAUUAGAGCAUGACGAGAACACCCCAGCACGGAACAAACGGUACGUAUGGUAGGUAUGAUGCGGUAACUUUUUCUUUGCCCAGGUGGGCAGUGUGGCACAAAAUAUUCAACCGUGUGUCUUGACGCUCACCGACUCUUGCGUGGCCUUGUGUGCUGUGUCUACAGGUUGGACCCUUGAACUAUGUCGUCCUGUCUCUCAGCGUUGAGAUGGCGCGCAUGACCGCAUCUCGACCAAAAUGAUAUGUAUUUAUGCGGUUCCAUCCCUUUAGUCGGCCUGGCCGAGCGACAAAGGCCCGGUGGCCUGCUAUGCGCUGGGCCUAUUAUAUUAUCUACAAAAUGUAAAAGUCUGUCGAUAACCCGGACAUGCCGCCCGGGUGUGCGACCUCUUGUCCGUGGACGAAUUGCAUGGAUCAGAUGGGUGCAGAAUCAAUCUUCCAGUUCUGGGAGGAGCAGGCCGGGCAGUGAAACAGGACAGGGAACCGAGGAGCCGUCCAUGGUAAUAAAGCCGUGUCGAGUUUUUGAGACAGCUCCGCCCACGCCGCUCCAAAACAUUUUCAACGCACGGCAAAAGCGCCAAGUCAACGCAACUGUAUUGAUCCAUCUUGUCUGGGAUACAAGUAUUUGCUUCUUUUGGUCGCCAAGGCGUUGUCGCUUCGGGGAGUUGUUCCUUUCUGGAGCGGGUUGCUGUCGAUCCCGUAGCGAGAUCUUGCUGGCCGCUCCUGGCCUCUUGACGGGAGCCACAACACCCCCAUGGUCGAUCAGGAAGCUUGUCUUGCCCGGACUUCGGAUGAUUUCAGCCUAAUGGCCCGCACCAUGGCCCGUUGUCACGAGCCGCGGUGCCGUCUUUAUCUUCUAGAGGAUGGUGAGACGUAGCCUGGCAUGGGCAGCUGGUGUUGGACGAGAUAUCGCCCCCAAAAAGUCAGAAAGUGCGGCCGCACUUUUAACAUAGGGGUGACGAGAUGGGGAUAUCCUAGUACUGUCGCCAGGGACAGUCUUGCCAAUCCGGCCCAUCCAACAAAAGUAGCCGGCCGGCGGAAUCCGAAAUGCAGCGGUUCGCGAUCCUGGGCCCUGGGUGCUCAUGCGUGCCAAGGCGGGCAGGGAGAGAGCGGCUGCAUCGUCCCUUUCCCCAUGGGUUCCUC